Messenger RNA from Adineta ricciae, 249 nucleotides. The record is from the annotation of a GenBank genome assembly. NCBI's taxonomy places the organism in Eukaryota, Metazoa, Rotifera, Eurotatoria, Adinetida, Adinetidae.
AUGCAAUGGGGAAACUUUGUUGACGGUAAAAAACUCAAGUCUGUGGAAAUCUGGACUUGGGAGCAGUGGCGUAACCAAGAUUUUCGGCCCAGUGGGCAAAAAAUAGCCAAUUUCGGCAAAACCAUUGGGCAAGAAGAGGCAAAGUUUUUGUCACCACACAUGUCUCAAGAUUUGUCAUUAGCGCAUCAUGCUGUUGACCACGAAAUACAACAUCAUCACGUAUAUACGAAAAUAAUUCCUGAGAGUUAA